CUGCUAAAACCCGCACCACCAGCAAAAGGGUAAAUAAGCAAAAUUACAUGCGAAGAUAUCUGUUUUGAUCGGAAUUAAUUGAACAAUCCCGAAUUUUCUUAAAGAAAUUUGAUGACCAUAACCGAAGGUCCCCUGGCACUGGAAACACAAGCAGAAAAAGGGUUGUUUCAAUGUAAUUUUCAGCCAUGGACUCUUCUGGCGGAAUUGCGGAUCUGACCAGCGUAUCCUUUGCGGACUUCGAGGCAAAAGCAGCCGAGGGUGAAGAGUCCUGGCCGCAGGCAAAGGACAUAACCCUAGAUCUGUCGCUGGGCCAGAAGACGCUGUUUGCCGCUGACCAGACGCCUACGCCAACACGCCUUAUCAAGAACUGCGACGAAGUGGGACUCUUCGAGGAUCUGCAGCAUGUCAAUCCAUUUGACAUUGGUUUCCAGCGCGCGGCGGAGCAAAACGUUUCUGGAACUCCAAAGCGCCCGCAAGCUCCUCCGGUAGACGGGGAGUCUCUACACACCCCACAGGUGUUUCCACUGGAGAACGCUAGCCCUCUAGCUCCAUCCGGCAAUCCGGUCUCUCGAAGCGAUAGUUGCAGCAAUGUGGAUGUGGAACAGCUGCUGGCCACCACUGCAACUCCUCCCCUUACGGCGGAACCUCCUGCACCUCCGUUAGCUGUGGAGCCUCCGCCACUACAGCUCAUCCAACCCCAAGUCAUAACCUGGGUACUGCCCGCCCAAUCCUGCCCUGUACCCUUAGUAGAGGCGAAAAAAUGCCAUACGAAUGCCACACGACCCUUCAUCCUGCCCAAGCCCAGUACAGAAACAGUGAAGAAAAGGCGACCAGAACCCAUCCUAGUGAGCUGUAAUACGCCCAAUCCCGAACCGAGCAGCGCCAGUUUGACGCCCACAUCACAGCUCCCAAUUAAGGAGCGUUUAAAAGCGAUCCUGCACAGCAAUAACCUCAACAGACGCCCCUUUACCACAUCUCCACAGGUCGUGAGAUCCAAGGAUGCAAAGGACCGUGACGCGGAUUGCAUGGAGCGGAGAAGAGUAGCUGCCAGGCGCUACAGAAACAAGGUCCGCAACGAGCACAAGGAUCUGCUGAAGCAAAACAACCAACUGCAACAAGAGAACCAUGAACUGCGCGAAAUGAUCGCCCGGUUGGAAAAGGAGCUGAAGCAGCAGAAGCUUAGCCACAACAGCAUAGCUGGGGUAGUGGGCAGUCAGCUGCAUAUUCCGCCCUCCAGCUUUCACCUGCUUAUCAACGUUCCAAACGUCGUAGUGCCUUCGCCGUUGGUUAAGAAGUAAUUAUAGUAACCUGGACUACCACUAUAAGCUGCCACGUUAUUCGAUUGUCGAUUGUUUUUCCAGUGAUUUGAUGGAAGUCCUUGAUCUGUUUUGAUUUCAGUGCCAUGUCAUUUAGGAAUUCUUUCUAAUUUUAUUUGUACAAUAAGUCCCAAUCCGUUGUUCUAUUAAAUUAGAAAACUUUACCCCUGCA
Drosophila ananassae is the source of this 1488-nucleotide messenger RNA. It is a transcript of the gene Atf-2, whose product is annotated as cyclic AMP-dependent transcription factor ATF-2. The transcript has 2 exons. Gene Ontology annotation, molecular function: DNA-binding transcription factor activity, RNA polymerase II-specific; cAMP response element binding. Gene Ontology annotation, biological process: regulation of transcription by RNA polymerase II. The coding region runs from base 186 to 1298 and encodes 370 amino acids. The record is from RefSeq and is a predicted model, not a curated record. Lineage: Eukaryota; Metazoa; Arthropoda; Insecta; Diptera; Drosophilidae.